AUGCAGGAAUCAGUCAACGCAAUCCCCGACAAAUAUCUACACAACUUGGAUCCAGAAUGGAAAGAAAUAUGGACUAAGCAUGGACAAGAUGUGGUGGGAGCGCAUUUGGUAACCAUCGAGGAAUUUCGUCAGUGUCCGGCAAAAUAUAGCUUUACCUAUCCAACCUGGGAUGGGCCCGAUGUACAUAACGUACAAGAUUACAUAGUUCCCGUCCAAGAUCCGGAGGGUACUAUCACUUGUCGCGUAUACACGCCUUCUGGCUCAGGUCCAUUCCCCGUGCAUUUGAACUUCCACGGCGGAGGAUGGGUCCUCGGUGGUCUCAAGACAGAGGCUGCAUGGUGUCGAUCUGUAUGCAAUGAAUCAGGCAUUGUUGUGAUUGAUGUUGAUUACCGUCUUGCCCCUGAAUUUGCCUUUCCCGUGGCCAUCUACGACUGCUGGACCGCACUACAAUGGGCAAUUUCCAACGCCAACACGCUCAACAUCGACCCGACGUCCGCCUCAAUAGGUGGUCUCUCCUCCGGCGGAUUGAUCACUGCUGUCCUGGCACAUUUUGCUAGAGAUAGCAUACCCAAGAUAGAUCUGAAACUGCAAUUGAUGAUUGUGCCGGCCACGGACAUGCGAUACGUCCCUAUAUCUGCAGAUAAGCCUACCAGAUUGACACCUGAAACUUGUCCGUACCCCAGCGCAAUAUUUUGCGCUGAUCUUCCGUGGUCUCCUCUGGAACGCGAGUCAUGGUUUCUGAAAUAUUACAUCAGUGAUGAUCCCGAGACUCGCUCCAAGAUUCUGGAGGACUGGCGCAUGACACCUGUGCUCUCACCUUGUCUACGAAAUUUAGCACCCGCGCAUAUUGUAACAGCUGAAUAUGAUGUUGAACGCGACGAAGCGGAACAUUAUGGAAGAAUGCUACAGGCUGCAGGAAAUCAAGUCAGCAUGAAACGGUACCCAGGUGUUCCUCAUGCUUUUGCACAUUACAAUCAUCCGUCAAGGGGGCUCAGCAGAAGUCAUGAGUUUAUCAAAGAUACGGCUCAGCUGCUGUCCCAUGUUCAUUCCAAGAUGAUGAAGCCACUUUCGUCGGCAAUUUAG
Messenger RNA from Talaromyces stipitatus ATCC 10500, 1083 nucleotides. Its product is annotated as esterase, putative. NCBI's taxonomy places the organism in Eukaryota, Fungi, Ascomycota, Eurotiomycetes, Eurotiales, Trichocomaceae. Bases 1 to 1083 code for a protein of 360 amino acids. The transcript has 2 exons. Gene Ontology annotation, molecular function: hydrolase activity. The record is from RefSeq and is a predicted model, not a curated record.